ACUACAGGUGUCACUAAUACCAACAUCGUUAUUUUUGUAACUAAUGGGUUAUUUAUAAAAUUUAUUAAAAUGAUGUCAAUUAGAGCAUUUGUUGCUGUAUUAUGCGCAUUAGUGUUCAUAGAUAAAGCAAAUAGUGACCAAAACAAUAGAAUCAUUAAUAUUGAAUGGGAACCCAAACACCCAGCCUUUGAUCCAAAUAUAUACGAGGAAGUUUUAAAUCCUGAGCUAUGCACAAAUCAAUUGCAAUAUUUGACUUUGAAUGACACGCUUCUAAUGAUGACAUUUCUGGAGGCAGGGCCAAGAAUACCAAAAGGGAUCUUGCAAGGUAAUUCUGUAGAUUUAGGAAAUUAUCAUCAAUGCUUGGGCAUUAACAGAGAAAUCGAUGAUAUGAUUAUCAACGGGAAGUAUUGUCGAAUAAGGAUAGGAUUGUCAAAUCUUCAAAGCUUGGGAGAUGCACCUGAAUUGCGAAAUAUAAUUAAUGAUAUUGAUUCUACAAAGAGUGAAAUACUUCCGUUUAAUAGAUUACUACAAAAUGUUGAAAUUCUGAGUGGGAUAGAAAGUGAAAAAAAAAUGAGAACGGAUGCAGCAAAUGUUGGUGAUAUACAAUUUAGAGUAUCUGUUUGCAUACCGAAGCCUUGCACCACAAGACAAGCGUUGCCUAAUCUUAUCGGAACCCAGUUGGUAAAUUUCCAAGAAGAAUUUUGCCGGUUUAAAAAUGACAAACCCUGGGCACCAGGGGUUUAUGUGGCUAUUAUUGUCUUCAGUUUAUUUGGUUUACUGGCCAUUCUUAGUACCAGUUACGAUAUCUGGAAUACUGUUAUUCAGAAACGAGAUCCCAAAUCUCUCAGUACAGUUUAUCAAUCGUUCUCAGUAUACACCAAUUCAAGUCGUCUUAUCACAUAUAAACCAGUUCGCGAUGCCUUAGAAUGUGUCGAUGGUAUCAGAGCAAUAACUAUGGCUUGGAUUAUAAUUGGGCACACAAUGUAUUUUCUUCCACCAUUUAUAAAUAUUGUGGACCUGUCUCAGACUCUUAUGUCAUUACGUUCGUUUUGGUUGGCUUCAUUCGAUAUCGGUGUGGACACAUUUUUUAUGCUAAGCGGAUUGUUGGUCGUCUACACUACUGUUGGAAAAAUAAGCAAUAUUAAACUGUUAAAGAAGCUCCAUCUGUUUUACCUCCAUCGAUAUUUACGAAUGUUUCCUAUGCUAGCCACUACCAUAUUGCUGCAAGUCGGUGUACUACAUUAUAUUUAUGAUGGUGCAAUGUGGACUAGAAUAGCUCCACGAAUUAACCGCUGUAGGGCAAGCUGGUGGUUAACAUUACUUCAGGUGCAGAAUUUUUUCCCACCAUGGUGUACAGGUCACGCUUGGUACUUAGCGAUUGAUAUGCAACUACACAUUCUGUCUCCAUUGAUAUUAUUCUUCGUAUUGUCAGGCAAAAAAAAUCGCGCCUGGUCGGCUUUGAUUGUUGGAUUAUUAGUUGCUCUCACUGCGUCGUCAAUUUACAUCUACAUGAAUAAUUUCAUUAGUUCUUCAAUACGACCUGAAACGGAUGUUGAAAGUGCAGAACGAUACGCGAGCCACUAUUAUAAUAAUACGUUGACAAGAUGUCCACCCUUCUUUGUUGGGAUGUGCUUUGGAUAUUUGAUCCACUUUGAAAAGAAUAUUCGAUUUUCAAGGAUCUUACAUUGCGUAUUAUGGAUCGUCAACUUAACCGUACUGUGCUUGGUACUCUUCUCGUUUGAGCCAAUGAAAAAUCCUGACUAUGACAACCAAGCUUUAGAUAACUUUUUGAACUCCUUUAGACGACCGGCAUGGUCUAUUGGUGUUGGCUGGCUUAUUUUUGCAUGCACUGAAGGUUAUGGAGGCCCAAUCAACUGGUUCUUGUCACUGAAAUUUUGGAAAUUGCCGUCUCGACUUUCAUAUGCGAUGUAUUUGUUGCAUCUGCCCAUACAAUUCGUUAUAAUAGGGGCACCUACGCAACAAAUGUACUUUUCUAUGCCAAAUAUUAUAUACAUUUUUUGUUCUCAAUAUGUGAUGUAUUUCAUAGCCAGCUUUAUUCUAACAAUUCUAGUGGAUUUCCCGUGUUCCAAUAUUAUAAAAAUAGUCUUAGGUAGCGGCAUCAAAAAAUCUGAUCCAGAGCGACGACGUGAUUUAAAAGCAUCCGAAAAUAAACCUGUGACUCAGCAACAAAACGAAUUAACCAAUGAGCACCACAAAGACGCAACCUGA
Hyposmocoma kahamanoa is the source of this 2229-nucleotide messenger RNA. RefSeq names its product O-acyltransferase like protein-like. Gene Ontology annotation, molecular function: acyltransferase activity, transferring groups other than amino-acyl groups. NCBI's taxonomy places the organism in Eukaryota, Metazoa, Arthropoda, Insecta, Lepidoptera, Cosmopterigidae. The transcript is spliced from 13 exons. Bases 70 to 2229 code for a protein of 719 amino acids. The record is from RefSeq and is a predicted model, not a curated record.